This is a messenger RNA of Sinocyclocheilus grahami, 4413 nucleotides long. Its product is annotated as roundabout homolog 1-like. The transcript has 23 exons. The coding region runs from base 246 to 4217 and encodes 1323 amino acids. Gene Ontology annotation, molecular function: protein binding. NCBI's taxonomy places the organism in Eukaryota, Metazoa, Chordata, Actinopteri, Cypriniformes, Cyprinidae. The record is from RefSeq and is a predicted model, not a curated record.
ACCAGGUGCUAGAAAGAUGAUUUAAUGAAAUGCAAAUACAUAUUUUAGAAAAUAAACACUGCACAUCUGCUUUUAAACCAUCAAGCUCCAUAGACUUCCACUGUAAGUGCAUUAAUGUAAUGCAAUUUUUGUUUUUUACAUACUAAGAGUCAAAAUGAAUUGAUCUUUGGUAAUUGAUUUGUUUAACUCAUAUUCCUGCAGUUCCUCCUGUGUUCGUGGUGCGACCCAGGAAUCAAGUGGUCGGGAUGGGCCGAACCGUGACCUUUCAAUGCGAAGCCACAGGAAGUCCUCAGCCUGCCAUAUUUUGGCAGAAAGAAGGCAGUCAGAACCUUCUGUUCUCCUCUCAACCUCCUCCUCCCUCCAGUCGAUUCUCUGUCUCUCAGACGGGCGAUCUGACCAUCACAGCGGUGGAGCGUUCGGACGGAGGCUACUACAGCUGUCAGGCUCUGAACAUCGCUGGCAGUGUGAUCACCAAAGCCCUGCUGGAGGUUACAGACGUGAUCUCAGACAGACCUCCACCCAUCGUCCGCCAGGGUCCCACCAACCAGACCGUGGCUGUGGAUGGGACGGUGGUCCUGGGAUGCCAAGCCACCGGCACGCCGACUCCCACCAUCCUGUGGAGGAAAGACGGGGUCCUGGUGUCCACCCACGACUCUCGCCUCAAACAGCUGGACACAGGAGCCCUGCAGAUCCGUUACGCCAAGCUGGGAGACACUGGCAUGUACACCUGCACCGCGUCCACCCCCAGCGGAGAGGCGUCUUGGAAGGCUUACCUGGAGGUGCAAGAGUUUGGCGCUCCGGUUCAGCCGGGCCGACCCACAGAUCCCAACCUCAUCCCCAGCGCCCCCUUCAAACCAGAAGUCACGGACGUCAGCCGCACCUCUGUGUCUCUGUCCUGGAAGCCCAACCUGAAUGCUGGAGCCACGCCCACCUCUUACGUCAUAGAGGCCUUCAGCCAUGCGGCGGGCAGCAGCUGGCAGACGCUCGCGGAUCACGUGAAGACCGAGAGCUUCGUUCUGAAGGGUCUGAAGCCCAGCGGCGUCUACCUGUUCCUGGUGAGAGCGGCUAAUGCGUACGGCCUGAGCGACCCGAGCCCCAUCAGCGACGCUGUCAAAACACAAGACGUCCCACCAACCAGUCAAGGAGUGGACCAUGGGCAGAUCCAGAGGGAGCUGGGAGAUGUUGUCAUUCACCUCCACAAUCCCACAAUUCUCUCAUCAUCUUCUGUCAGAGUCCAGUGGACUGUCGAGCAGCAGUCUCAGUACAUUCAGGGCUAUAAGGUGAUGUACCGGCCGUCCCCAGAGGGCACUCAGCAGUGGGUGGAAUGGGCCACGUUUGAGGUUCGAACCCUGGGGGAGAACAGCGCAGUCGUCACCCAGCUCAAGAAGGGCGUGACCUAUGAGUUCAAAGUCCGACCUUUCUUCAACGAGUUCCAAGGCACAGACAGCGACAUCAAAGUGGCCAGGACCCUGGAGGAAGCGCCCAGCGCUGCUCCCAGGGGGGUCACCGUAACGGGAAGCGGAGACAAUGGCACAGCUAUUCUGGUAUCCUGGCAACCGCCCCCGGAGGAGGAGCAGAACGGCGUGGUGCAGGAAUAUAAGAUCUGGUGUCUGGGUAAUGAAAGCCGAUAUCACAUUAACCGCACGGUGGAUGGAUCCACACUCUCGGUUCUGAUUCCCGGCCUGCUCGCAGGGGUCACGUACAGGGUGGAGGUGGCAGCCAGCACAGGGGCCGGUCCCGGGGUCAAGAGCGAGGCUACGUCCUUCCAGCUGGACUCGUCAGGCCGUGUUCUUCCGCCGCCGCUGGACGAUGACAAUACAAUUUCCCAGCAGAUCUCAGACGUGGUGCGUCAGCCGGCCUUCAUCGCGGGCCUCGGCGCGGCCUGCUGGAUCAUCCUCAUGGUCUUCAGCAUCUGGCUGUACCGCCACCGUAAGAAGAGGAACGGCCUCAGCAGCAGCUACGCCGGCAUCCGCAAAGUGCCCUCCUUCACCUUCACCCCCACAGUGGCCUAUCAGAGAGGAGGAGAGGCCGUCAGCAGUGCUGGAAGGCCAGGCUUGUUGAACAUAGGUGAACCAGCUACCCAGCCCUGGCUUGCAGACACAUGGCCGAACAGCUGCUCCAAUCACAACGACUGCCCCAUCAACUGCUGCACCGGCAGCAACGGAAACAGUGACAGCAACCUGGCCACCUACAGCCGCCCAGCCGACUGCAUCGCCAACUACAGCAACCAGAUGGACAACAAGGCCAGCAACCUUCUGGCUCCCGACACGGGCCUUUACAGUGACGUGGACCUCUCCAACAAGAUCAACGAGAUGAAGACCUUCAACAGCCCCAACCUAAAGGAUGGCCGUUUUGUGGGUCUUGGUGGUCAACCUACGCCCUACGCCACCACCCAGCUCAUCCAGUCCAGCCUGGCCAACAACAACGUGAACAGCAGCAGCGGCGGAAGUGGAGGAGGAAGUGCUGACAUUAAUGAGAAGCUGAGCUGGAAGAGCAGCCAGGGAACGCCUCAAAAACAGGCUGACAUCAACACGCCACUGCAGUAUAACGUCAUGGAGCAAAACAAAUUGAACAAGGACCACUAUCGAGGUGAGGGGCCCGUCUCAGGCACCAUCCCCUAUAACCAGGCCCAGGACGUCCUCACAGGAGGAACCUACAGCAGCUCCGACAGGGGGAGCAGCACUUCUGGAAGUCAAGGACAGAAGAAAGGUGGGCGAUCAACUAAACAGAUCAAACAGAACCCAAUGAAUUGGACUGAACUGUUGCCUCCUCCUCCUCCGGUUAAUCCACCACCGUGUCAGGAAUACACCCUCGCGAUGGAUGACAGUUAUGACACAGACCUGCAGUGCCCUUUGCCGCCGUCUCGUAUGUAUCUGCAACCUGACGAGCUAGAAGAGGAGGAGGACGAGGUGGAGCUGGAGCGCGGACCUACGCCGCCUGUACGGGGAGCAGCUUCCUCACCUGCCGCCGUAUCCUACAGUCACCAGUCCACCGCGACCCUCACCCCGUCCCCUCAGGAGGAGAUGCAGCCCAUGCUGCAGGAUAACCCUGACCUACACGAGCGCAGGCGACUCUUGGUGAGCCCACCCCCUCCACCACGCCCCCUCUCCCCUCCACACACAUACGGCUACAUCUCCAGCCCCCUGGGUCUGGACACGGACGGCCUGGAGGAAGAAGAGGACGAGGAAGAGGGUGACGAGAUGGAUGCGGAGGUGGCUCGAGUCCACCAGCUCCACACCCACCCUCACCAGCAGCACUUGCCCCAGCAGAGGGCUCUCCUGCGGGGCCUGGAACAGACCCCGGCCUCCAGCACCUGUGACCUGGAGAGCUCCGUCACCGGGUCUAUGAUCAACGGCUGGGGCUCGGCUUCAGAGGAAGACAACGCCUCGUCGGGUCGCUCCAGCGCCGUCAGCUCAUCGGACGGAUCUUUCUUUACCGAUGCUGAUUUCGCCCAGGCCGUGGCAGCUGCGGCCGAAUAUGCUGGUUUACGCGUGGCAAAGCAUCCUGGGAAAGGCCACCAUCAGCUUCCAGUGUCUGGAGCAGCACGGAAAUACCAAAACCUCCCUGCGGGACACCGUCCAUGCAGCCCAGUGUCCACAGACAGUAACGUUAGCGCAGCCCCGGGUCAGAGGAGGCCCCUAAAGAGGCAAAAACAACAUCCAGCUGCUCAGACAGGCUACCAGCGUCGAGAGGCCUACACAGAGGAUCUCCCCCCUCCUCCGAUUCCUCCUCCGGCUAUGCUGAAGUCUCCAACACACCCGGCCAAAACCAUCCCGGAGGGCCCACGGGGGGCCAUGUCGCCCAGAUCCAGUUCUGCUGAUGGCAAGGACAAGCGGACGGGUUCGGGCGGACCCAGACCCCGGGAUGGCUCGGACACCCGGACCAGCUCUUCAGAACGGCGGGAGGGCCAGGAUGUACAGAAGGGUCAGAGGACGGGGAAAAGCAGCAAACAAGAUGCCGGUGCAAGCCAUAAGAGCCGCCAGCACCCAGGAUCAGAGGACAUCCUACCUUACAGUCGCCCAUCUUUCCCAGCCGUCCACAAUCCUCGUGGAGAAAGAGACCCCAGCUCCUCCAGUUCACUGUCCUCUCGAGGGUCCGGUGGACGACGGAGAGGUGAAGGGGCUCCGGGGGCCCGCAGAAACCCUGCAGAUGUUGGGCUAAACACCAUAGGAGCCUUCCAGACAGGAGGGGAGGAGCUUGAGAUGAUGGAGAGCUGAAGAUAUUAAAAAAAUGGCUGUCUAAAGUUCCUCAGCAACCAACUUCAGCGCAGUUUGACCAUCUCGGCGGUAUCUUUUACUGAAAACUACCGACCCAGAGUCACGUUUGGAAAACUGACCAACCAUUCUUCAUUUAUUUACCUUAAUUUUCAAUGUGCAUUUAAAGAAGAAAAAAGACAGAAGAAAACAAAAAAAC